Messenger RNA from Psammomys obesus (fat sand rat), 711 nucleotides. It is a transcript of the gene Trex2, whose product is annotated as three prime repair exonuclease 2. Gene Ontology annotation, biological process: DNA catabolic process. Lineage: Eukaryota; Metazoa; Chordata; Mammalia; Rodentia; Muridae. Gene Ontology annotation, molecular function: nucleic acid binding; 3'-5'-DNA exonuclease activity. Bases 1 to 711 code for a protein of 236 amino acids. The transcript has a single exon. Gene Ontology annotation, cellular component: cytoplasm. The record is from RefSeq and is a predicted model, not a curated record.
AUGUCUGAGCCACCCCGGGCUGAGACCUUUAUAUUCCUGGACCUGGAAGCCACUGGACUCCCAAACAUGGAUCCUGAGAUUGCAGAGAUAUCUCUUUUUGCUGUCCACCGUUCUUCCCUGGAGAACCCACAGCGGGAUGAUUCUGGUGCCCUGGUGCUGCCCCGUGUUCUGGAUAAGCUCACACUGUGCAUGUGCCCAGAACGCCCCUUUACUGCCAAGGCCAGUGAGAUUACUGGUUUGAGCAGUGAAAGCCUGAUGCACUGCCGGAAGGCUGCUUUCAAUGGCGCUGUGGUGAGGACACUACAGGGCUUCCUGAGCCGCCAGCAGGGCCCCAUCUGCCUUGUGGCCCACAAUGGCUUUGAUUACGACUUCCCACUGCUGUGCACAGAGCUACAACGUUUGGGUGCCCAUCUGCCCAGAGACACUGUCUGCCUGGACACACUGCCUGCAUUGCGUGGCUUAGACCGUGCUCACAGCCAUGGCACCAGGGCUCAAGGCCACAAGAGCUACAGCCUGGCCAAUCUCUUCCACCGCUACUUCCAGGCUGAGCCCAGUGCUGCCCAUUCAGCAGAGGGUGAUGUACACACGCUGCUUCUGAUCUUCCUGCACCGUGCUGCUGAGCUGCUUGCCUGGGCAGAUGAGCAGGCCUGCAGCUGGGAUCACAUUGAGCCCAUGUACGUGCCACCUGAUGGUCCAAGCCUUGAAGCCUGA